Molecule: messenger RNA, 6905 nt
Organism: Anguilla rostrata (American eel)
Lineage: Eukaryota; Metazoa; Chordata; Actinopteri; Anguilliformes; Anguillidae
Product: PH domain leucine-rich repeat protein phosphatase 1-like
Exons: 17
Coding region: 372-5819 (1815 amino acids)
Molecular function (GO): protein binding
Source: RefSeq, a predicted model, not a curated record
UCGGCCGACGUUCAUUGCAUAUUCUUGCAUGCAAUUUCAUAACAAAUGAGACACGGUCGCGUCUCCUCCCUCUCUCAGACAGACCCUCCCGCUUUUCACUUAGCUAGAGUUUCUCCUUGCAGAUAACAUUAGUCUCCAUUAUGGCGAUACCGAUGGCAACGGUGUGGCGCUGACCACUGGUGCGAGGAAGGAAACAACUGGGACGCUUAGCUAGCUAGCUAGCUAGCCGUAUACGUUGGAAGAAUGUAACUGCACGAAGUUAAACAGCUACGUGAGUGUCUGGCGUCCUUCGUUUUAGUUUCGUUUUUAUUUAUUUUUAUUAAGUAGAAUUCGCUACGUAGCUACAAUAUUUUUUUCCCCACUUGCGGAGGAUGGAAGGUGCGCGGUCUGUGGUGUUAGGGGGAAACAGGUUGGCGGAGGAUGAUUCAUUGACGACGACGGUCGGGACGGGGACAAAUGACUCGGAAAAGGGCAAAAUAAGUGCCGUUAAGUUUAUGAAGCCCAACAGUGGACUGUCCACCGCUGCGAACAGAGUGGCAGCGGACGAUUAUGAUGGCGGAGGCGGGGAGUCAAAACCGGAGAGCGAGGGGCUAGCUGUCCCUUUUCACGUUGCGAUAAGCAAUGGAAAUCACCAAAUCCAAGCCGCUGGCGUUCCUGAAACCACCGCCGCGAAUGAUACCGCCGCUAAAACAUCCUCGAAUGCCUGCAGCUCGUCCAGCAGCGGCAACAUCAACUCGCUGCUGCUGAGGAGGCGGCGGCUGAAGAGGAAUUUCUCCGCCGCGGCCACAACUUCUGCGAGCUCGUCGGCCGCCUCCUCCUCGGGUGGGAAAAUGCACGGCGCCGCUUCGUCCUCGUCCCUGGGCACCAGGAGCUUGGACAGGAAGGUGCUGCUGAGGCAGCGCCAGAUGAUGCAGCUGCAGCCCUCGGACAGGGAGUGGGUGCGGGCCGAUCUCCAGAGGGGGUGCAUACACGUGCACGAUAGAGCCAUGCCCCCCUACCUUAGGCCCGUGCUGUGUACGCUGGAGACGACCGCCGGGGAAAUCGCACAUCGACUCGGCCAGCUCGGCAGCAAAGGAGGGUCAGUGGCGAGAGUGGUGGGUAAAGGGGCCCCCGCGACUGACUUCAAUGGCAACUGCAGUGGGAGAUACGGCUUCGGCGAUGCCCACCGCGGGGUGAACGAGAACGGCGGCGUCAAGUCUAACGGCUUGGAUUCCCUGGAACCCCCGGAGUGCGGGGACGAGCUGUCGACCCAGCCAGGGGACAGAGUGAGGUUACUAAUGCUGCCGGAUGACAACCGAAGGCUGCAGCAACAGGAUAUACAUGGGUUCGCGACCGACUCACUUUUGGACGGCCUGACUGCGAGCGGCAAGUCAUCGGGCAUCACUGUACGCUUAAAUCACGAGGCUAAUUAUCUGUGUGACGAUGAUACAGACUCAAGGCACAACGGGGCCGAUAGCUGCGGGCUCAACUCCGGUUCCGAUAUAGAUAGCAGCACUUGCGAUGACCUGAGCUCGGGGCCCCAACUUGAUGGCCACCGGGACUCCCUGAGCGACGCCAUGACCUUGGGGACAGACGUUUCUAUCCUGAGCCCGACGGUUGACAGUGCCACGGAUGGCCUCGACCCGUUCGGGAGCUCCUCGGACGAACUGGAGCUCGACUGCACUCCGUCUGGCUUGGUCAUCGACUCCGUCACCCAGCAGUUGGAGAGGCGCUCCGCGGACAUCGCUUCCACGGCCAAUAACAACAACGCAGUCAACAGCAGGCUCUGUGGGGGCGAACUGUCAAACUGCGUGGAGGACGGGGCCGACGGCACAACCAGUGGCAGCCGCGAACGGAUCAACGCGGGGAAGCUGCCCUGUAGCCGGGGCAGUAACUCUCUUUCUAGGCCUUUGACGGGCAACGCAGCUGCCAAGCGUGACCCGGCUUACCCCGGCCCUUUGCAAAUCGGUCGAGACUCCGACCGCGCGCAUUUCCCCCCGACUCUUUACGUGCAGCUGCACGGCGAAGCUGCGAGGGCGUUGGGGCAAGACGAGAAGCCUCUGCAGAUUCAAAAUGACUACCUCUAUAAACUCGGAUUUAAAGACCCUUGGAGGGUGCAGGACGAAGGCAUGGACACCGAAAUUGGCUGCCUGAUCCGUUUCUUUGCAGGGAAGCCGCACUCCGCGGAGGGGUCUGAGCGCGUGCAGCUCUCGGGCACCUACAACGUGCGCAAGGGCAAGAUGCAGCUGCCCGUCAACCGCUGGAGCCGCCGCCAGGUCAUCCUGUGUGGCACCUGCCUCAUCGUGUCCUCCGUGAAGGACAGCCAGACCGGGAAGAUGCACGUCCUGCCCCUGAUUGGGGGAAAGGUGGAGGAGGUGAAGAAGCACAGCCACUGCCUGGCGUUCAGCUCCUCCGGGCCCCAGAGCCACACCUACUACAUCAGCUUCGACAGCUUCACCGAGCACCUGAGGUGGCAGCGGCAGGCCGCCAAGAGCCUGAACGCGCUCCCUGUCUGCGCUGAACUCCGGGCCCACAAGGGGGGCGGGCCCAAACCGGGCGGGGCUGCCUCUCAGCCCCCCGGCACCAGCGUUCUCUGUCACACCUGCUCUCCGUGCACCCCGUGGUCAUGUGUGUUUUUCCCUCGCCCUGAUUGGUCCUUUUUCCCCUCCAGGUUCUCCAAGCUGAGAAGCCUCAACCUGUCCAAUAACCACCUGGGAGAGUUCCCCGAGGCCGUCUGUGACAUCCCCACCCUGACCGAGGUCAACCUCUCCUGCAACUACCUGACCUGCGUGCCCAGCGCCGUGGGGGCCAUGCACAACCUGCAGAUCUUCCUCCUGGACGGGAACAGCGUCCGGACCCUGCCCCCGGAGCUGGGCGACCUGCAGCAGCUGGGCUACCUGGGCCUGUCCUUCAACCAGUUCGGCCAGCUGCCGCCCGUGCUGCACCGGCUGGUCGCCAUGGAGAGGCUGUGCAUGGCGGGAAACAACCUGAGCUGCCUGGACCUGCCGCGCCUGCGCCAUGUCCGAGCCAAGCAGGUGGACCUGAGGUUGAAUAAGAUCCAAACUGUGGUUCCGGAGGAGGCGGAGCUCCUGUGUCACGUGACCCACCUGGACCUGCGGGACAACCAGCUGCAGCAGCUGGACGCCUCGCUGUUCCCCAGGCUGGAGGUGCUGCACUGCGAGAGGAACCGGCUCAGCUCCCUGAGCGCGGGAGGGGCGCUCCUCAAGGGCCUGUACGCCUCCUCUAAUGAAAUCAGCCAGCUGGAGGUGUAUCCUGUUCCGGGUAACCUGACCUACAUGGACGUCUCCAGGAACAGGCUGGAGAGCCUUCCGGACUGGGUGUGUGAGAGCAAGAAGCUGGAGGUGCUGGACGUCAGCCAUAACCACAUCUGCGAGCUGCCCAUCGGGCUGUUCUGCAGCAGUAGUUUGCGGAAGCUGCUGCUGGGCCAUAACUGGCUGCGGAGGCUUCCGGAAAGGUUGGAGCGCAUGCAGAUCGAGGUCCUGGACCUCCAGCACAACCAGCUGCUGGAGCUGCCGUCCAACCUCUUCCUCAAAGCCGACAGCUUACGGUGCCUGAAUGCUUCGGCCAAUAAGCUGGAGAGCCUGCCCCCCUCCAGCCUAUCGGAAGAGAGCCAGAGCAUCCUGCAGGAGCUCUACCUCACCAACAACCGCCUGACCGAGAAGUGUGUCCCCCUGCUGACCGGCCACACCCACCUGCGGGUGCUGCACCUGGCGUACAACCACCUACAGACCUUCCCUGCCAGUAAAAUGGCCAAGCUGGAGCAGCUGGAGGAGGUGGACCUGAGCGGUAACCAGCUGAAGGCGGUGCCCACCACCAUCCUGAGCUGCCGGCGCAUGCACACUCUGGUGGCGCACUCCAACUGCAUCCAGGUCUUCCCCGAGGUCAUGCAGCUCAUGGAGAUGAAGUGUGUGGAUCUGAGCUGUAACGAGCUGAGUGAGAUCACUCUCCCGGAGAACCUGCCCCCCAAACUGCAGGAGCUGGACCUGACCGGGAACCCCCGCCUCUCCCUGGACCACAAGACUCUGGAGCUGCUCAAUAACAUUAGAUGUUUCCGGAUCGAUCAGUCCCCUGCGUCCUUCUCAGUGAGCGAGGGCCCCGGGGCCCCAGCGGUGUGGAGCCACGGGUACACAGAGGCCUCUGGGGUGAAGAACAAGCUGUGUGUGGCCGCUCUCUCGGUGAAUAACUUUCGGGAGAGCCGGGAGGCGCUGUACGGGGUGUUCGACGGCGACCGGAACGUGGAGGUGCCCUACCUGCUGCAGUGCACCAUGGGAGACGUGCUGGCCGAGGAGCUGCACAAGACCAAGAGCGAGGAAGACUACAUGACCAACACCUUCCUCGUCAUGCAGAGGAAGCUGGGCACCGCGGGGCAGAAGCUGGGUGGCUCGGCGGCUCUGUGCCACAUUAAGCACGACCCCAUGGACCCGGGCGGCUGCUUCACGCUGACUGCCGCCAACGUGGGCAAGUGCCAGGCCAUCCUGUGCAGGGACGGCAAGCCCCUCCCCCUGUCCGUCAUCCACAACGUGGGAGUGGCCGAGGAGUACCAGAGAGUCCGGCAGCACAAGGCCAUCGUCACAGAGGACAACAAAGUGAACGGCGUGACGGACUCCACGAGGAUCAUGGGAUACUCCUUCCUGUACCCGUCGGUGAUCCCGCGCCCCCACGUGCAGACGGUCGCCCUCACGCCGCAGGACGAGUUCUUCAUCCUGGGCAGCCGGGGCUUGUGGGACAGCGUGUCCCCCGGGGAGGCGGUGGAGGCGGUGCGGAACGUUCCGGACGCGCUGGCGGCGGCCAAGAAGCUGUGCACGCUGGCGCAGGGCUACGGCUGCACCGACAGCCUGAGCGCCGUGGUGGUGCAGCUCAACGUGAGCGAGGACUGCUGCUGCUGCUGCUGCCAGCCGCCCAGCCCGGGCCCCGGGCCCUUCGCCCCGCCCCUCAGCGUGGUGAUCCGCGAGCGGCCCACCCCCCACGCCGCCGCCGCCGCCGCAGACGCCCUGCCCAUGCCCUCGUCCUGCAGCGAGAUCAGCAGCGAGGUCUCGGCCUCGGAGAUGAGCAGCGAGGUGGGCUCCACGGCCUCCGACGACCCGCCGCAGGGCGGCCUGCUGCACGAGCCCCACCCAGGGGGCGGGGCCUCGGGCGGGGGCGGAGUCGGGGGCGGGGCCUUCCUGCCCUCGGAGCCGCGCUGCUGCGCGCUGCACGCCGUCUGCCUGGCCGGGUCGUUCCGCCGGCAGCUCUCCAGCGCGCUCUCCGAAAACGGGCUGGACAGCGAGGACGAGGAGCCCAUCGCCGGCGUCUUCUCCAACGGCAGCCGCGUGGAGGUGGAGGUGGACAUCCACUGCCUGCGCGCCCGCGAGCGCGCCCUGGCCUGCCUGCCGCCCCCGCCGCCCCCCACCCCCGAGGCCCCCGACGCGGGGGCGGAGCCCUGCGCCGGCGGAGGCGAGCCGGACGGGGGCUGGGCCGGUGGGGGGUGCGGUCCUCCGCAGGGCCGGGGCGGGGCAGGGGGAGGGGACUGCGGCCGAAACACCGCCACCCUGGGCAGGCGCCGGGGGAACGGCUCGGUGGCCCCGCCCGAGAAGAGCCACAACCUGAUCGAGGUGGCGGCCGACGCCCCCGCCAAAAAGCAAGGGGGCUACUUCGCCGCCCCGGCCCAGCCCGACCCCGACGACCAGUUCAUCAUCCCGCCAGAGCUGGAGGAGGAGGUGAAGGAGCUGAUGAAGCAGCACCAGCAGCAGCAGCAGCAGCAGCAGCAACAGCAGCAGCAGCAGCAGCAGAGAGCGCCCCCUACUGACCAGCCUGCAGACUACUACGACACUCCCCUCUGAGGACUCAGUGCUGCUCCAAAAAGACUUUCCUUCAUGGUUUUUGCGUUAUUUUAUAUAGUUAACAUUCCCUCCCCUCCUCCGAGCUCCAUGCCCCCAAAAGUAAAUUACACUGCAAUUUGUUUUUGUUUUUUUUAAAUUUUAUUUUAUGAGAUCAACACUAGUUUCAUGCAUUACUGCUUACACAAAUUAAGGUUAAUAUAUUUUAAAUUUUACCAUAUCAUUUUAUGACUUAAAGAUUAUGCUGAAAAGCACUUUUUUAAUGCAAAGUCUUUUAUUUGAAAUUAAUUGUAUGUUGGAUGGUACAUAUAAUACCAUGUUUAACUAUUAUAAGUAGAGAAGUUUAAUAUUUCUUCAGUAAAUCAUGGCUUUUGGCCUUUAAAAAGUCAUAGAAAUUUGUAGAAAUUUAAAGACUAACUCCUAGGAGUUGCUUACUCAUUAAUGUGACUUAGUCACUGAAAUGUACUAAUCUUCUCUGAGAGAAAAGGUGAUUUUUUUCAAUGAUUGACUGUAAAUAGGAUAAAUGUUGUAUAGUGAUGCAAUGAAAGGGGGUGUGGUCAGUGGCCAGGUUCAAGGGUCACUGACCCGGAAGCAAUGAGAGCGUCUGGGUCACUAAAGAUGUUUGGCAGUGUUGAGACAGCCACCUGUGUGUGGGAGAACUGUGACUGGUCACCUGGAUGGUCAGAACACGCACACGUGUGCACACACACACACACAUAUACACACGCAUAAACACAUGCAUACACACACGUAUACAGACAGACAUGCAUGUGAACACACACUUACAUACACACAUACAACACACCCAUAAACACAUGCAUACAGAAACACACACACACAGACAAGCAUGGGCACAUACACACACACACACGCACUCAUACACACAUCCAUGUACACAUACAUGUACACACAGACACACACCAUACGUGCACACACACACAGAGUCUUUCUUCAUUCUGUCAUCACCAGCAUGACUGUCAGCUUCAGUUCUGCAAAUAAGAUUCAUCUACAAGGAACACUGUAUCCCAGAAAAACACACAAAAAGUUUCUUUUUAUUAUAAUAAAACCUAAAAUUUACAGAUAAGAAAA